AUGUCGAUGCCUACCAGCGCCCCAGGCCUGGUGUCCUUGUUUAAGACGAAUAAGCUUGCUUACCAGACGCCCGGAUUGGGUUACGACCCCUUUCUAUUGUCCAUUCGCCGUCUAAGAAAUCUUGCCCUACAGCAGCCAUCCGAGUUAUCAUCUGUUUACUYGAACACAAGAUUCCCUAUAUAUGCCGUUGAUGGCUCUCCUAACGGCGAACCUUCUGCAACUCUUUGCGCUAUCUCUGUCCAAAAUAAUCCAUACUGGAUUGUUGAUUUGGGAAAAACUUUUAUCAUUGACGAAGUGUUCAUUAUUGGACGAUCUGACUGUUGCUUUACAAGAAUGUUUGGCAGUGAAAUUAGAGUUGGUGACCAGUUUGGAGAAGGUAGUGCUUCAAAUCCUAAAUGCACAGACAUUCCAUCCUUUUCCGGUCAGUUAAUGUCAGCGUUUAAAUGUUCACCUGGUUUAAGAGGAAGGUAUGUCAGUAUUCACCUACCAGGGGCCAACAAGGAAUUAACUUUAUGUGAAGUAAUGGUCAACCGCAAUCCUACCG
Actinia tenebrosa (Australian red waratah sea anemone) is the source of this 544-nucleotide messenger RNA. Its product is annotated as fucolectin-5-like. The record is from RefSeq and is a predicted model, not a curated record. Lineage: Eukaryota; Metazoa; Cnidaria; Anthozoa; Actiniaria; Actiniidae.